AUGUGGGGAAACAGGAACAGGAAUGUUUCUGUCCAGCUGAAGACAGCAGCCCCCCUGCUGGACGGGACGAUGGACGGAGAGGACGAGGAGGUGCAGGUGUCUCGUCUGCAGAUGGAGAGAGAGAGGGACGAUAGAACCCCGACAGAACACAAGUGUCCUGCUGUGUGUGACAGUCUCCACAGUUCAGUCCACUCCAAAGAAAACAGUCCGAUGAUGAGAGCUGUGCUGUGUGCUCAGGUGUGUAAGGUGUACAGGUUUCUGACGGAGGAUCAGCGAUGGCUGCUCGUCAGGGAACAGAUGUCUGAGACGCCGCUCUCCUUCUCUUUACCCAAACAGCUGCUGAGAGCGCUCAUCCACGAGCACACACUCAGAGUCCAGGAAGUGAAGGAGCUCGGGGACCUGCCCCCCCACUGGGACGGACUCCGCCAUGAUGUCAUCAACCACUGUCACUGCCUGAUUGGCUGUUACCAGGAGACGCUGGCCGAGCUCGACAAACUCUCGGCGUCGACCUGCUUCAAGUCGAGCAGCAGUAGAUCAGACCUCCACCUUCAGUUUGUCCCGACCAACCUGCACUCACAGAGGAUGGAGGUCACCAGCCCCAACAGCACGGGGGUUUGGUAUGACGUCAUAACGUUCGGUGCUCCGGCUCAUCACCAGCAGACCUUCAGACAUGGAGGAUUGAGAAAGCUGCUGAGCAAACACACCAAGUACAGGGAGAGCUCCGUGUCCUGCUCUCAGGACGAGAGCUCCAGAGCCAGGGAGCUGCUGAGCAGCGUGGCCCGGCUCCAGCCUCUGGUCUUCGGCUGCGCUGAGGAGCUGCUCGCCGUCGCUCUGGAGCUGAACGCCGCUCGACUGCAGCCGGUGCUGGACGGCCUCCGUCACCAGACGGAGCAGUUUGUCCACGCUCUCAAACACGAGCUGGUGAAGAGCGCUCUGUCUGCGAUUCACAAGCAGCUCACCUGCAGCCGCCAUGUCCAGAGCAACGGGCUGCUCUGUGGACACUCAGCCAAUCAGGAGGGGCCGUCUUCCAGUGGUCAACAGGACGACCUCCGACGGGACGCGGCGUACGAAGAGGAGGAGGAGGAGUGGGACAGGGCGUGGGUGAACGUCGCCAUGAGCCUGAACUGCAUCAUCACCAUGGUCGCCCGGCUGCAGGGGGGGGAGCAGCGCCCCCUGGAGGUGACCUCAGCAGAGCAGCAGGAGUCACCGACCAACGCUCACAGCAGCGCCUCCUCCUCCUCCUCCUCCUCCUCCUCCUCCUCCUCCUCUGCGUCCUCCUGGCAGGAGCAGCUGCUCCCUCUGGUGGUCACUCUCAGGGAUUGUGUGCGCGAGGCUGUGGCGAAGGCGCAGGCUGCCAUGACCCUUGUGGUCCUGCAGGGGGCGGUGGCCCCGACUGUGGACCAGGGGCCCGCACGGAUCGUCCAGAGACGCCACGCCGUCUUCAGCCAGGCGCUCUCUGCGCUCGUGUGUGGUUUCACCACGAAGCUGAACGUCGGACUGGAAGAUCCCGACUUCCUGAGGCAGCUCCACCUGGUGGGAGUCCUGGCCCAGUUUGAAAGUCUGCUCAGCACCUGUGGUGACGAGCUGGGGAUGCUGGAGGACAUGGAAGUGGGCGUGUCCGAUCUGAGCCAAGUGGCGUUCACCGUCACCGAGGCGACCACGGAGCAACCGGACGACCUGCUACCAACACUCAGCGGAACAUGGGGCAGUUUUGUCGUCGAGGUCCAGUUGACCCCGGAGAUGUUCACCCUGUUGCCACGGGAACUAAAAGAGGGGGGUUUGAUCCGGGUCCAUCCGGUUCUGUUCAACAUCGGAAUCAACCAGAGGCCGAGUGUGGCUGAGAGGUUUGGGGACAGCUCGCUGCAGGACACAGUGAAUCAGCAGAACUGUGAGCGUCUGAGACUUUACUGUGAAUCACUGAGAGACCAGCUGCCUCACAUGGCUGCGGUCGAGUCUCUGUCCGACUUGUUGUCGUCUCUGGACCGAAGCAUCGACAGGAGGAAGGAGAACGUGGAGGUUCUGUGGAUCGCUGCUUCGGUGUGUCGUUCGGUGAGAGGUGUUCGCCUGACGAGCUGUAAGAGAGCUACAGACCGCACGGCCAUGUCAGUGACUCUGGAACAAUGUGUGUUACUGAGAGAACGACACACACUCAGUGAGGCGCACUUCAACACUGCACUGGACUGCAUGAGGAGGUCUCGUCUGUCCUGGGGACAGAUGCUCGGCUGCUAUGCCCGGUCAGGGUUCAUCGUGUCAGGGUCAGAUCCAGGGUCAGAUCCCUCUGGUCAGCGGGGCCCCUGGCCCCCGCUCUGUUUGGCCCCCGAGGCCCCGAGACGUCACAUGUAUCCGGUGGCGUUUCUCCUGGUGACCUCCCAUCUCCUCGUCUUGUGGCUCAUCCUCAGCCUCGUGCUACUGUUGUCCAGACUGUAAAUAAAGGUGGGCCGCCCCCUGGUGGCUGGCUGCAGUAUCGCCAUAAAUGCUCCUUCAUGUCAGCAGAUGGGACUAAACCAAACAAAUAAAAUCCAAGUAGUGUGUGUGUGUGUGUGUCUGUGUAUGUGUGUGUGUGUCUGUGUGUGUCUGUGUGUGUGGGGACGGCUGCAGGAUGGACAACGUGCUGAAGAACGUCGGCAGCAGGACCUUCUCCUCAGACGUUCAUCUCCUCACUUUCCACAAACUGCACCGACCUCCUGACGGCAGCUAUGGCUCCGCCCCCUGACAAAUCCACU
Molecule: messenger RNA, 2723 nt
Organism: Pleuronectes platessa (European plaice)
Lineage: Eukaryota; Metazoa; Chordata; Actinopteri; Pleuronectiformes; Pleuronectidae
Product: type II inositol 3,4-bisphosphate 4-phosphatase
Exons: 19
Coding region: 1-2427 (808 amino acids)
Cellular component (GO): cytoplasm
Molecular function (GO): phosphatidylinositol-3,4-bisphosphate 4-phosphatase activity
Source: RefSeq, a predicted model, not a curated record